AUGUCUCGCGAAUCCAACGAGACGAGUAUCGGUACUGGUACCAGUGUUUCCUCGACCGUUGUCGUAUCUUCCACUACCGGUUUAGUGCCGCCUUCGUCUCAGACUGCACCAACUACCGACACUGCGUCUACUAGCACCAAUGCAACAUCCACGAGCUCGACUCCUACGGCAUAUAGCAGUCAAGAUGCCUGUGCGAGUGUGUCGACUCUGGUAAAAGCCUUCACGAUUGAUACGCCUCCCCUCGAACGAAAUGUGCCGGCCGAGAUCGCCUAUCAGUGCCUCCACUCUAUUCCUUUCAAUCAAACCGCGGCCCUUGAUUUGUUGAAAUCCAUCAGACCAUACAUGGAAUGGCAGACCACCCUGUCUUAUGUCAAGGACCCACCCAAAGAAUACGCUCUAAACGUCCAACCUGGAUUUGACUUCUGGAAGGCAUUCGAUGCGGUCGAACAGAAUGUUGUUGACGGAGUUUACAAAAGCGAGUACGAUUUCGGUUGGGACCUCUACCAAGCCAAUCAACAAGUACACGAUGGCCACUUCACCUUCGUCCCGGACAGUGUUGGGAGGAUCUUCAUUUUUGGGAGAACAACUCCACUCGUGUCCGUCUCCGACGACGGCAAGAGUCUUCCUGUCGUCUAUGCAUACGCCGACAUCGUUGCUUCAUCGUUUGGCAAUUCCACGUUCCAACCCUCUCCGAUUACAAUGAUUGACGGGCAAAACACCACUCAAUUUCUGGAAGACUGGUCGCAGUAUGGGACUCUGCAAGACAGAGAUGCUCUUUGGAAUAAUCUCUUCUACAGCCCUGCUCAAGUCUCUCUAGGAACAGCUGGUACAUCUACUGGGACCUUUGUUGGAAGAGGUCAUGGUCGCUUUGUCUAUCCAGGGGCCAACACUACUUUCAGUUUCGCAAAUGGAUCUACGGCCACGCAUGAGAACUUUGCAAAAGUCUUGGUUGACUUCAAAAACAUCAGCUCUGGAGCAGACAUAUACAAGAAAUACUUCAUUGUCACUCCAAGGGCAUAUGCUAAUGCAUUCGAAAUCAACAAAAAGGAGACCAAUAAUACCAUCAACAACUCCAAACCGGACAGCCCGGAGAAACCGGCUGCCAGGAAGACGGUCCCUGCUCCUGGAUAUCCCACUCCAGUCCUACGUCAGCGUCACAAUAUUAAUGGCGGUUACUUCCUAGACCAACCCGGAUUCGAACAUGUCGCAGUCUUGACCGUCGGAUCUUUCGUCAGCAACGAGGGCCAAGAGGUCGAAUUUCAAAACAUCAACGACGGUUUCAUCGCUGCCGCCAAAGCCGCCAACAAGACAAAAUUGAUCAUCGAUCUCUCUGCCAAUGGCGGUGGCACUAUCUUACAAGGCUACGACCUGUUCAAGCAGCUCUUCCCUAAUCUCGAACCCUAUGGAGGCACUCGUUUCCGAGCCCACACAGCACUAGACAACCUAGGCGAGAUGUACUCCGAAGCCGCCGCACCUUAUACCCACAAUCCUAAUCAGACCGACAACAUACUCGCAGUAGUAGAGUCAUCAUGGAACUACCGCAGUGACAUGGACGUAAACGGCAAACCCUUUUCCGACUGGGAAGCAAAAUACGGCCCUCACCAACACGGCCCCAGCAACGACAGCUUUACUUCCAUCAUUCGCUGGAACCUCACCGAUCCCUUGCAAAAGCUGAGCUCAGGAGGAAUCUACGUAUCCGGCUAUCAAGGUCGCAGCAACAUAACAAACCCACCUUGGCGAUCCGAAGACAUCAUCCUCGUCUACGACGGCUACUGCGCGUCCACCUGCGCCAUCUUUGCCGAAUUCAUGCACAGACAAGCCGACGUCAAAACCAUCGCCCUCGGCGGCCGACCAACCACAAACCCCAUGCAAGGCGUCGGCGGCGUCAAAGGCACAAACUCCUUCCCCCUCUCCUACAUCUUCACCUCCAUAACCUCCGCCCUCUCCUGGUCCGACCCCUGGAUCAAGAAAUCGCUAAACAACACCGUACUGACCCAAUACACACAAUUACCCAUGGCGAGAUCGGGAUCCUCCCCCAGCGUAAACUCACGCGAUGGCAUCAGACAUGGAGAUGAAGGUAAUUUGCCUUUGCAAUUUCUUUACGAACCCGCGGAUUGCAGGAUUUUUUACACGGCUGCUAUGGUUGUGGAUCAGAGUGCCGUGUGGAGGACUGUGGCUGAUACCGUGUGGGGAAAAGGUAACGCUUGUGUUGCUGGAAGUAACAAUUCCAACGGCGAUGAAGUGAGCGAGAUCCCUGGGUUUGCGGAAGAAGAUGGAGGGAGAGGAAGUGGUGAUGAAGCUUCUGUGGAUGAUGAGGGUGAGGGUGAACGAGAAAACUUCUUGCAACACAUCAGCGCGGAUAUUGAUGUCGAGGAGAUUUGGGAGGGAUUGCAACAGUGGGAUCUGGAGGAUGAUGUGGUGAUGUCUGGGACUCGUGGUGGUGAGUGUAUCACGUUGCCCUAG
Aureobasidium pullulans EXF-150 is the source of this 2463-nucleotide messenger RNA. RefSeq lists its product as uncharacterized. The record is from RefSeq and is a predicted model, not a curated record. NCBI's taxonomy places the organism in Eukaryota, Fungi, Ascomycota, Dothideomycetes, Dothideales, Saccotheciaceae. The transcript has 2 exons. The coding region runs from base 1 to 2463 and encodes 820 amino acids.